GGUGAUAUCCAAGGGACCAGGCGGAUAGCCUAUAUUUAGCAUCACUUGAUGGAUUCAAUAACAAUAAUCAUCUGUCAUGUAAAAAUAAAAUUAAGAGAAAAAUGCACAGGGGUUCAAGAAUUAACAGUUUAAUUUGAAAUCCGUAAAUUAUAGAAAUACUACCGAAUAAAGCAACAAUAAUCGAAUGGCUCUGCACGCGACCUACUCAAAAAAAAAAAAAACUGGAUUCCAAUCCAAAUUAGUGUCUAAUUUUUUUACUAAUUUAGCUCAGAAAAUAAACAUAAUAGUAAUAACGAUAAUUACAUUAAUAUCUUACAGAUGGAAUGCCACUGUAAUUCUUCUCUGGGUCAUUGUCCCUCGGCACACUGGAGCAGAACAGUGUUGUUCCCUGAAUGGGCAUAUAAACCAGCUUGGUCUCCUGGUUCCCGGCAGGUGCAAUUAUGGCACUUCCUAUUAGAGCUGCUGGGGCGUGGUGAGGGCGGAGCUAUCGCAUGGGGCAGCGAGUGGGGGGAGUUUGUGAUCAGAGAUCCCGAGAGAUUGGCUAAACUGUGGGGGGAGAGGAAGGGCAAGCCGCACAUGAAUUACGACAAACUCAGUAGAGCUUUAAGGUAUUACUAUAAAAAGCGAAUUUUGCACAAGACCAAAGGUAAACGUUUUACCUACAAGUUUAACUUCAGUAAACUAAUCUUAGUGAAUUAUCCAAGUCUUCCAACCUGCCCACAGAUUACAGCACCUGUCCCGUUCUCCAUGUUGUCCUCUCAUUUGUCAGUCAAUAAGCCUUCUGUUGACAUGGCUGUGCAGUCAAUUUCUCAUCCCCUUCUGCUCCCCUACUGCAUCCCAAAACCUCUCCUCUUUCCCCAGGCACAUCCAAUCCAGAGGCAGUUUCCCCUUUUUUCUGGGCCAUCUCACUCAGGGACUAACCUAUCAGAGUUCUCCUGCCUGUCACCGGUCAACCCCACCAUACAAUUUACCCAAACCUUCAAUCACUGGCCAAUUAAAAGUAGCACAGGGUGGCCUCACAACAGAAUCAUUGAAUCACGACAAGACAGAGGCAAGGCAAUGACCAAAAAUGCAUGUCCUGAGACCACUUAGCUGAAGAAAACUAUGUUUUAUUAUUAUUAUUGGUGGUAUUUUUGUUCUUGAGUUCUUUUUGGCAGGUUGACCGUAGAGCACAUUAUAUGUUUGACACUGUUUAACAUAAAGAGAUUAACUAAUAAAUAUACCUGAAAAAUAUUUUUUGAACAAUAAAUGAGCAAU
Messenger RNA from Triplophysa rosa, 1257 nucleotides. Its product is annotated as ETS domain-containing transcription factor ERF-like. The coding region runs from base 319 to 1092 and encodes 257 amino acids. Gene Ontology annotation, molecular function: sequence-specific DNA binding; DNA-binding transcription factor activity, RNA polymerase II-specific. The transcript is spliced from 5 exons. The record is from RefSeq and is a predicted model, not a curated record. NCBI's taxonomy places the organism in Eukaryota, Metazoa, Chordata, Actinopteri, Cypriniformes, Nemacheilidae. Gene Ontology annotation, cellular component: nucleus. Gene Ontology annotation, biological process: cell differentiation; regulation of transcription by RNA polymerase II.